AUGAUCACACUGGACAUUGACUCGCUCGCCCAGCGCAUCAUCGACGCUGCUACUUGCCACCCCGAAAGGCGAUACAUUGUUGCUAUCGGCGGCAUCCCAGGCUCGGGGAAGAGCACAGUCGCGUACCCUCUUGUGGACCGGAUUAACGCGCUUGCGGGUACCGAUGUCGCGAUGGGCCUCGGCACCGAUGGGUGGCAUUAUUCGCAGGCCCAACUGCGUGCGAUGAACGAUUCGGAGAUGCUAUUCAGGCGGCGGGGAGCACACUUUACAUUCGACGGGCUCGGGUACGAGUCCUUUGUGCGGACGCUGGAUGAGCCAGAGGUGCAGUUCCCAUCGUUCUCGCAUUGCGACAAGGACCCCGUUGCAGACGGCGGCUGGAUCCGGCCACAGCACAGGAUUGUGGUGAUUGAGGGCCUGCACUCUCUGCUGGACAAAGCACCGUGGUCGACCGCUGCACUGCGCUACGAUGAGAAGGUGUGGGUCGACACUCCUAUCGAAGUUGCACGCGACCGCAUCAUUAGGAGGCACCUCAACGAUGGUGUCGAGGCUACGCUUGAAGCUGCGACGCGGCGGGCUGAGGGAUCGGACCUCUUGAACGCUCGGACACUGCGGAAACACGUCCUCACCCCUACAGUGGUUGUGCAGGACACGGUUGCUCCUCCGCGGGCACACGUGCCCAUCGAGGCGUCAAAAGCGGUCGCGGCGUAG
Molecule: messenger RNA, 708 nt
Organism: Cutaneotrichosporon cavernicola
Lineage: Eukaryota; Fungi; Basidiomycota; Tremellomycetes; Trichosporonales; Trichosporonaceae
Exons: 6
Coding region: 1-708 (235 amino acids)
Molecular function (GO): ATP binding; kinase activity
Source: RefSeq, a predicted model, not a curated record